Messenger RNA from Cuscuta epithymum, 4408 nucleotides. NCBI's taxonomy places the organism in Eukaryota, Viridiplantae, Streptophyta, Magnoliopsida, Solanales, Convolvulaceae. The record is from the annotation of a GenBank genome assembly.
UCUCGAGUAGAUUCACUCCUUCACAGGCUCACUACUCAAGAAACUGGGGGACUUGUGUUGGGGUAUACUACCCCGGCCUAUUACUGUAAUACACCAUAAAAAAACUGUAAAAUUGGGGAGCAUGAAUGUGGAUGCUCUUAUGAUAUUAAAUUGUAUCACAGUGUGAAACAAAUUUUAAGUAUUUACUUAAAAUUGAUCGCAAAUAAUAAUAUGUGAGAAUAUCGGGUACAAUCUCUAAAUAUGAAUCCUCUGAUUCUUCACUUGCAAUUUGAUAUGAAUAUAAUUAAAGAAUUUAAUUUAAAAUUAAAUCUCUAAUUCUUCAAAUAUUCGAACGUUCUUCGAAUCUUCGAAUCUUCGUUCUUGAGAUCUUCAAAUCUUCGAACUUCGUUCUUCAGAUCUUCAAAUCUUCUUGAAUGCAAAAUUCAAUAUUGAAGGGCCUCCGGUUUCAAGUAGCUUGAUCUUCAACAAAAGGGCCAUUAUGUGGCUUGAUCUUCUGUUAAAGGGCUUCCCGGGAUAUAUGGCUUGAUCUUCAAUUGAAUAUUGAUUCAAUCUUCAUAUGAAUAUCUUCAAAUCUUCAAAGACUCGUUCUUCAUAUCUUCGAAUCUUCAAAGCUUCGUUCUUCAGAUCUUCGAAUCUUCAAGCUUCGUUCUUCAGAUCUUCGAACGUUCUUCAACUUUUGGCUUUGUUUGAUCAAGAAUCGAUGAAAUCACAAAGGAUUAUUCAUAUAUUCUUGACAAAAACGUGGCUUGAUCUCUUCCUCUUCUUCGGAAUCCUUCAGAGCCUUUCGGGAGUUCUUCGGAGCUUUGCUGCAGCGUUUCUUCGUCUGGAAGUUCUCCUCCCAUUCUCUCAAAUGAGACCCCUAUUUAUAGGUGUGGAGGAGGUGAAAAUAUGGCCUAGGGUUGCUGAAAUUCGUCCAUACCUCAUGGGCCUCAAUUAAAAUGGGCUUCGGGCUCUAUUUUCUUGCAUUUUAAUAGCUAGAAAAAUUAGCACUUAUAUAAUGUAUCUGGACAGCCUUUUUAACAAGAUUCGCAGCCACUUUCCAUGCAUACAAACAUAUUUCUUAACCAGAUUCAUUGCUCUCUUUAUCGAUUGGGUAUAUCUCUUAUUAUACUGGGCCACAAUUUAGUAAUGGGCUCAAAAUAAAGAAAUUAAUAGGACCAGUCCAUUCUUCUAAAGGUUUAAUUAAAUUAAUUGGAUAUUUCAAGUGAUCCAAAUUAAUCUAAUUACUAAAUUCUAUCUGAACGGAUCCAUAUUAAUAUUUUCCUUUUGAUAUGAGUGGUCCAGUAGAAUCCGAUUUUGGCCCAAUAAAUUCAAAAGAGGCCCAAAAAGGUCAAUUAUAGCUCGAUACCAUUUGAAGAGGCCCAAUAAUCAUCUCAACUAGUCCAAUAAUUUUUAUAUGUCCACAAAUGCCCCUCGAGACUUGCUUGAAUAUCUUAAGAGGUAAAGUAAGUCUCGAAAUAAGUGGACCCGAUAUCUCUAAGUGCCUUGAAAUAUGUUUUCUCCCUUAACGUAGGUUAAAAUAUUCAUGAAAUUAGUAGCCCAACUUCUUUAUUCUAUAAAAAAAAAACUUAAGAGCUUGAGAUCAAGUAGGACAUGCUUCGUCCAAUUCAUCUAAAUUGUGGGUCCGCUAGCUCAUCAAUUCAAUUCAAAGAAUGAAUUUGAGAAUAUGUAAUAUUUUAAAACUUUUUGUUCAUUCUCUUCUUAAAAUAACGAACUCAAUCAAUCGUGCGGCGCAAGGCAGUAUCAGUUCAGAUUAACAAACUCUUAGAACUCCAACUAGGAUUCUAAGCUUUAAAAGCCCUCAUUAGAUUCAAAUACUUCAAGCUUCCUCCGCACCGUAACUCGAUUGAAAUUCUAAGAUCCAAACUGCCUAUAAAUAUCACCGAACCUGAUGGAGUUUAGCACGCCGGCCGAAGAUGGUAAAUAUAUUGACUCCUUUCACACCUCUCUUAAUUUGGUUAUUUUAUGUUUCAGGGCUAGUUCAAGGCUGAAAUUCAGAUGCUAUCAUGCCCGACAAACAUCAUGUUGGCCAAUAUAUUCAAUUAUUGCCAAUUAAGCUGAAGACGGAGUUCAAAAUCCCGGAGGCAGACGAAGCAUAGCGGAUUGCUGGUGCCGCUUGCCAGAGGUCAGUGGUCAUAGGCCGAGCUGGAUAUUGAUUCUUCUGGUGAUGUUGCAGUUUCGAAAGGCCGCCGCUGCCGCUGAUUUCUUCCUGGUUUAUUUUGCUCGUCGGCCAGAAGAUGAAGUUGAUCUGUUGACUGCGCCCUUUUUGUGCGAUGAAGAUGAUAAACUGGGUUUGACCGGAGAAGAUGGUGGGCCCGAUUUCAUCGCUGGAGCCGUCGCUAGAGAGAGGAGUACCGGUUUUGGCGAGAAGAAUGAACGAGAUUUGUUGGCGCUGAUAUUCUUUUGCUUGUGCGGAGGACCAGAUGGUUUCAAUUAAUCGUUGCUCUCUGCUCAAGUGAAAAGAAGACUAGCUGCGGGUUUCAUCGGAGAGUAACAUCUUGCCGCCGCCGCCGUUUUCUUUUAGCCCAACCAUUCCGCCUGCUUGCCGGAAAGGAGCUCAAUUGAUCACAGUUGGCGUUGAUUUCUCUCGAAUUGCGUUCGUUCAUCGGAGGAUGAAUCUGGUCACUGUUCACCGAUCGGGAGAGAAAUCUCGGCUGAGCUUGAAGCUGAUUUCUGGCAAGGAGAACUGCGACAGACUUUUCUUUUCUGCAUAUUGCCUAGGGCCGCUAGCGUGAAGAUGACUAGAGAAAUUGAGGCUAGCGGGCUUGGUUCAACCGUUCUGAUCCUGAUCAGACGCUUAGGAUUUUUUCUCUAUUCCUUAUAAGCAUUUUUUUUUUAAAUCCUCCUUUUUUUCUUCUGCUUCUUUUUUCUUUUUCUUUUUGUUUUUUUGCAGGGACGAUCCAAUUGUGGCUCCUUUUUUAGUUCUCCACGCGCUAGAGCAAUUGCGAGUCUGGUAUUCUAUUAUUUCAAGUGACUUGAAAGUGAUGCCAUUCAUUGUAAAGGAAGGAGCUUUGGCCGAUUGCCGAUCGUGGGCGUGAAGACCAGCUAUUUUGUCGGUGUGAAGACCGACCACUUCGUCGGUGUGAAGACCGACCACUUCGUCGGUGUGAAGACCGACCACUUCGUCGGUUUGAAGACCGACUAUUUUGUCGGUGCGAAGACCGGCCACUUCGUCGGUUUGGAGACCGGCUAUUUUGUCGGUGCGAAGACCGGCCACUUCGUCGGUUUGAAGACCGACUAUUUUGUAGGUGGGAAGACCGGCCACUUCGUCGGUUUGAAGACCGACUAUUUUGUCGGUGCGAAGACCGGCCACUUCGUCGGUUUGGAGACCGGCUAUUUUGUCGGUGCGAAGACCGGCCACUUCGUCGGUUUGAAGACCGACUAUUUUGUCGGUGGGAAGACCGGCCACUUCGUCGGUUUGAAGACCGGCUAUUUUGUCGGUGCGAAGACCGGCCACUUCGUCGGUUUGAAGACCGGCUAUUUUGUAGGUGCGAAGACAGGCCACUUCGUCGGUUUGAAGACCAGCUAUUUUGUCGGUGCUUGAAGCGGUCUUAUCGGAGCUUGAAGCGGUCUUGCAGGAGCUUGAAGUGGUCUUGCUAGGGCUUGAAGCGGUCUUGUCGGAGCUUGAAGCGAUCUUGCCGGAGCUUGAAGCGGCAGGGGCUUGUAGCGGUAGGAGCUUGCAGCGGUCCGUUAGGAGCUUCUAGCGGAAGGAGCUUAUAGCGGCAGGAGCUUGUAGCUGUCCGGCAGAAGCUUGUAGCUGUCUGGAAGGAGCAUGAAUCGGUCAGGCAGGAGCUUGUAGAUGUCUUACCAGUUUUGCCAGUUUCAAACGAUGGUGUUUCCCUUUGUCCUUGUGAAGAAGAUGACACUGCCGAUUCAAACUUAAGAGGGGAGUGGCAGAGUAGAAUUCUUCCCGAGCUGCAGCGGCGUGUUUUUGACGCCAAUUUUAGGUGAUUCUAGGCGUUGCUUGUGGUAAGAACCGGCAAUCAUUGCACUUUUCGAUCCCGGCGGAAAUCUAGGAGGCGGAUUGUCACUCGCACUUCAAAGGGAGAAGUUAAAAUUUUAAGUAUUUACUUAAAAUAUUUAGGACACCGAGGCUGAGGAGUCGCAGUUGCUCGUGCUGUGUUAUUGACACGAUGGUGGCGUUGUGGAGACAUCAUUUGAAGCUCCGCUUCAAUCAACUUCUGGUGAGGAGGAGACCAAAGUAUUCCUCUAGCCUUCACCAUUCAUCUGUCUUUUUCGUAAGCCUUCUUCUGAUAUUUUCUCUGACGAAAUGACUUAAUUGGGAUUUAUUUUGUUAUAACUGAACUCAAAAUUGAAACUUUUGAGCUGCCUACGUACUCCUAUGACAGAGAUCAAGUCAAACGUAGUUCACAAUACCAUUUGAAUAGGUAAUUUAAAAAAGAGGUGG